This is a messenger RNA of Anisakis simplex (herring worm), 336 nucleotides long. The record is from the annotation of a GenBank genome assembly. Lineage: Eukaryota; Metazoa; Nematoda; Chromadorea; Rhabditida; Anisakidae.
AUGUUUGUUUCAUUUCCUUUCCGAAUUGUAAGUGUCAUUAUGCAGGUGAUGUGGACGUUCUCGAUCUAUCUGGAGUCAGUGGCCAUAAUGCCGCAGUUGUUCAUGUUAUCAAGAACUGGAAGUGCGGAAACGAUCACGGCUCAUUACUUGUUUGCACUCGGGUCAUAUCGUGGUUUGUACAUUCUGAACUGGAUUUAUCGUUACUUCACCGAGGGUUUCUUCGAUCCGAUAGCCGUGAUCGCGGGUAUUGUGCAAACGGUUCUAUACGCAGAUUUCUUCUACCUGUACGUCACUCGUGUGUUGCGUCAAAAGCACGGUUUGCAACUGUCUGCAUAG